UUAAUAUAAUACCUCUUUACAAAUAUACAUUUUUACAAAUACACCUAUACACAAGUACACCUUUAUUAACUUCUUCUUACUACCACAUCCUCUUAACAUCGCUCUCUUCUCCUACAUAAUUCCUUCAUCCAUUCCAUUCCCUUUCCCUCCUCUCCCAUCAACACUUCUAUCCUCUCUUCCGUUUCCGAAUAGUCACAUUCCCUCAUCACAUGCAUUCCUGUCUCUUUUUCUAUCCCACACAAUCUGCACAUAUUCUUCUCAUCCUCUUUUAUUCAGUAUCUGCUUGCCCUCCAUUCUAUAGAACUAAUUUUUAUUUCAAAUAUUUAUUUUGUAUUUUUAGAUCAAGAGAAGUAAUGCGCAAUUUCAAUAUCGAAGAUAACAAAGAAAUUCUCGAUGGUUGCAACAAAUAUAUGUUAUUGUUAGACGGUGAUAAAUCUAAUGAAAAUAAUGAUAAGAAUAAAAAUGAUUUUGUUCAUUCAACAAAUCUGGACAAAUAUUCUGACAUAAAGAAGACUAAUUCCAAUAUGGAUAAUAAUAAUAGUAAUUUAGAAAUCGUAUCGAAAUCAAAAGGCAUUAAAUUAUUACAUACGGAUAAUAAUAAUCAACUUAACAUUAGAAAUAAUUCAUCAUUUAAACGUGAUAGUAAUAAUCGUAGAAAAGAAUAUUUGGAUAAACAUAAAUUAAAAAAACGACCACCUCAUUUGGAAUCAGAUUAUAAAAAAUCGAAUAAUACAUUGAGCGUUAAUGAAAUAUCGAAAAACAAAAGUAAAUCAAACGAUGAAAUUAAUGCCGUUGACGAUGAUGAUACUACUAUGCAUAAUCAAAUUGAUACGACACAAUUAAGAAUUAUUUCAAAAGUUUCCGAUGAAUUGUUAUUGAAUAAUAACAAAUAUGACGAUAAUGAAAAUUUUGAUUGUAAAUCUAAAACCGUAGAACCAGAUUCCACCGUAUCAAAUAGCGAACAAGAUGACAUUGAUGAUUUAAGUGCAACUAAGAAAACAAUAGAAGAAAAAAUUAAUAAAAAAUACAUGUAUCGAGAAUAUAAACAAUAUAUUGACAAAAUUCAUAAGAAUUGCGAUAAUGUUUUAAAUAAAAGAUGUACAAAUAUAUAUAAGAAAAAAAGAAAAAAGAUAAAGGCUAAAUUUCGUCAAAUAUUUGGUCCGUGUUCUUCAACGGGUGAGGAAGAGGAAGAAGAAUUUCUUAUAAAUAUGUCAUUAAAAAAAAGAAACAAAGACAAACAAUUUAAUGAUAAAACAUCAAAUAUUUCUAAUACGCAAGAAAACAAAACAUUUAAUUUAAUGACAAAUGAAAAAGAUAUAUUAUCAUCUAGAAAAACUCAGGAGAUUUCAAGUAUACAAUUAAUGCACCAUGACACAGCAGCAUUAAAAAAUGAUACCAAUGUCCAUAAAAUGAAUAAACAAAUUAUUGAUCUAACUAUUUGUGAUGAAGACACAAUUGAUGCUAACUCUUUUACAAAUAACACAAUUUUUAAUUUUUCUACGCUUUGUGAUAAUAGUAUAUUAGAUAACAUCUUUAAUCAACCAAUAACCAAAAAUAAAGAUGGCGUAACACAAAUGUAUAUUAAAGAGUCGUCGUCUAUUGAUGUAAAAACAGAUACAGAUUCUAUUAUUGUCAGUUCUUCUGAUGGAUCUGCAAAUGAUACAGAUGUUAAAGUAUUACCUGAUUAUGCUAGUGAAAUAAAAACACUAAGUGAAAAGAGUAAUAAUAAUAAUAGUAGUAGUGGUAAUAAUAAUUCAUUUAAUUCAAUAGAAUCUAAUAAAGAAGAUAUUAAUGAUAAUGACGUGAGAGAAAAAAUACUUGAAGUUAAGUCUUGUAUUGAUAAUAAUUGUGCUGCUAAUAUUUUAAUCGAUUUUAAUAAAUAUAAGAAAAUUGUUGUUCAAAAUAAGGAUACAACGAAAGAAUUGAAACAAAAUCUAAAUGAAGAUUUAAAUAAACUUUUACAAAUUAAUAUAGAUCAAAAUUAUAGAAUAGAAUCUAAUGGAAAUACUAUUAGUAUUCAAGACAAUUUGGAAACAAAUAUUAACAGUAUGGAGGAUUUAUUAACAAUUAAUGAUUCUACAAAUGGAAAUAAGGAAACGGUUGCAGAGGAAUCAACGAAUAUCAAUUCAACAUCAUCGGUUGCAGAAGAAUCAACAAAUAUCAAUUCAACAUCAUUGGUUGCAGAAGAAUCAACAAAUAUCAAUUCAACAUCAUCGGUUGCAGAAGAAUCAACAAAUAUCAAUUCAACAUCAUCGGUUGUAGAGGAAUCAACAAAUAUUAAUUCAACAUCACCGGUUGUUGAUAUUUUGAUGGAAAAUAAUGAUACAUGUAAAACAAACGUGUCAAAUGAAAAUAAAAUAAUUAAUGAGACUUCGUUGAAUACAAAUAAUUUACAAGAAGGUGCUUUGCUUGAUCUCACUUGUAAUACUACUGUGCAAUCAGAACCAAUAAAACGGAAUAAAAUUAGGGUUCUUUCUAGUGCAGAAUUAGGUUCCAAGUGGUGUCCUUCUCCGCCUUUAAGCACAUCCAUAAUCGAACCUAAUGUUACACCAAAUGAACCUACGGUGCCUAUAAAUCACAGUAAUGUGUCAUCUAAUAUUAGUACUGAACAAUUAAAUAAGAAUAUCGAAUUAAAUAAGAAUAUCGAAUUAAAUAAUAAGCCACGUAAUUUAACUUCUUAUUUACUGUCAAUAUGUAGACGUAUAGAAGGUUUACGUAAUUUCACAAAAAACUUAUUAAAUAAUUCUCAAGAUACGCUUAAUACUAACAAUAAUGUUAAUAAUAUGAGAUUACAUUCCCAUUCUUUUGUACUUUUUGAUGAAUUAUAUAAUUUAGGACAUGAAUUGAAAUUAACUGAUUUAAAUGAAAUUAUAAAAUAUGUAGUAUCUAAAAUUAAUGAUAAUUCAUUAUUACCCGAAUGUGAACCCAUAUCCUUAACAGAAAUUGUUAAUUAUAUAUCGGUACAUGAUAAAACACUUAAAACAUAUGAUCCUAGCCCUAGCGAUUCGAUUAUAUAUACCUCAAGUAACAUUGUGUCUAAUUCUAUCAAUACAUUUUCAUCUAUUUCUAAUGUAACAAAUGCUGAUAAUACGUCUACCAGUGUAAACCAAGUUUACCCAAAUUUAUAUAACCUGCUAGAGAAGCAACGUCGACUAAAUAAUUUACCAAAAACACAUUUGUAUAAUUUUAUUGCUUUAAACCAAAAUAGCGAAAGCGAUCUUAAUAAUUCAUCAAUAUUGUUCAAAUCUUCUAAUACAUCAGCUGUUUCCCCUAUGCUAAUGCAGUCAAUAAAUAAUAAUGUACAAGUAUUGCAAGAUAAUAGAACUAACUAUGUAUCGAUACCGAAUUAUAAUCAACGCGUAGUACCACAAAUACCAUAUCAAUUAAAUAAUAAUAUACCAAGAAUCGAUAAUGCAAAAAGUACAUCUGAAUUAUCUUAUACUCAACAACUAGUUCAACAAACGCAACAACAACAACAACAACAACAAUUCCCUUUUUUAUGUAACAUGUCACAAAGAUAUAAUUUCCAAAAUUUACAACAAACUUCACCAGCUACUACAAUGCUUACUAAACAAUUACAAAUCCAGAAUUUCAAUCGUUUACAAAAUUAUCCUGAAAUAUUAUGUUCAAUUCCGUAUGAAUUAUUACUCAAAAUAUGGGAUCAAAUAACAUUUUGUUUAGAAGAAAAUUUACUGAAUUGUACAACAUAUGAUAAUAAUAAAAACUUUUGCUGCUUAGAAGUAUAUCAAAAAGAAUGGAAGGAAAAAGUGUACAAUUUUAUUGUAUUUAAAUCACAAAUAAACGAAUCCGUAAUACUUCGAAGUAAAUACGGAAAGCAUAUGCAGAAAACAGUAAUAUUAGAAAAACGAAAGAUGGAACGGCAACUAAAUAUGCAAGGAAUGGUGGAAUAUCAAAGAAAAAUAAAUUCGAUGAACAUUAUGAAUCAUCAAAAUAAAACAAAUCCAAAUACUGCGGUGUUUCCAAAUUUAGAAUCAUUGGUAGAAAAUACAACGAAUAAACCACCACCAAAGAAAUUAGUAAAACAAAGAAAACGAACUGAAUCACGUAAAUUAAAAAAUUGUACGAAACAACCUACUGAUAGCACAACGUCAUCAGAUAUUUUAUUACAAAAUAAUAAUACAAAUUCAUUACUCGUUGAAUCACCAAAUGAUACUACAAAUUGUAAUGAAUUAAACUCAGGUAAAAUAAAACAUCAAAAACUCGCAAAUGUAGAAGAAGAGCCUUCAACAAGUUCUAAAAAUACAACUGAAAUUGAAAAAUACAUUAAUGUAAUGACUACUCCUAUUACCAUUAAUAAAGAUAAGAUUAAUGAAGAAAAAAAUAUCCAGGUUGUUUCGACACAUAUGGAAGCAGUUUCAUUGCUAGAAAAAAGAAACGAAAAUAAUAUUGAAAUUCAGCAAUGUGAUUCGAGGAAGGAAAUUGCUACAAUUAUGUCUGAACCAUGUAUAACAGAUGUACGAACCAUAUCUCAAAAUACGUUUAAUGCAAUGGAAGAAAAUUCAGUUGGUUCUUCGAGUGAGGAUAAAUUGUUUACUGUCAAUCAUAUUCAACAGAAUGAAAUAGAAAUAAAAAUUCAGAUACCAGAAAAUAUUAUUUGUUUGAAUUGUCCUAAGAUAAGUACAGUUGUCUGCGAAGUUUGUUUAGAAGCACAUUAUUGUUCCAAAGAAUGUGCAGCAUCGUAUUGGAUAAAAGACCAUCACAAAUAUUGUACACCUCAUAGUGCAAAAAUAUCCAAAGGAAAUGUUUAACAACGAUGCUUCGAUAAUUUCAAAUUCUUAAUAAUUGAUAUAAGCGAAUAACAAUUAAAAUUAAUCAUAAUUUUGUAUAUCUAUGUAUUAUUUUUAUUUUGAAUUGAAACAAUAUUAUUUUGACCAAUACUUCUACUAGAAGUAUAUUAGCUAGAAGUAUAAAAACUAUGUAAUUAUAGUUUUUUUUAAGGAUAAAAGCAAUACUUAGAAACAGUCAUUCAGCGAACUAAUAUAUGUAUACAAAUUCUAUCUUGUAUAGAUCGAUACAAAGAUUUUUGUGUUAUUAUUAAGAAUUUCUUUAUAUUUGCAUUAUAU
Messenger RNA from Polistes dominula (European paper wasp), 5084 nucleotides. RefSeq lists its product as uncharacterized. NCBI's taxonomy places the organism in Eukaryota, Metazoa, Arthropoda, Insecta, Hymenoptera, Vespidae. The record is from RefSeq and is a predicted model, not a curated record.